CCGUAGUCUAUUCUCGAUCAACAACAAAGGUGCUAAUAUCGGAAAACCAACAUUUACUUCUCCAUCCGCUCCAGUUAAAAUCCGUUGUUCCCAUCAAUGCCUGAUGGUUAGAACAACCAAUUUCAUACUGGUAGUAGAAUAUUCAUACUGGUAGUUGGAUCUGCUCACCUAGAUUAAUUAAUUGCAUUCCUUUAUUUUCAUCACUUGUUCUUAUUAUUAUGUACUAAAGUAUCAAUCCCCACUUCCAAUUCCUGUAAACCCUAGAAAAAAAAAUCCAACUGUUAACAAUGGCAGGUUUCUUAUCCGUUCUUAAGCGUAUCUACCUUACUAUUUACAAUUGGACUAUCUUCAUUGGCUGGUUUCAGGUUUUGUAUAUGGCUUUGAUGACUUUGAAAGAAUCAGGCCAUGAACAUGUUUAUAAUGCUGUGGAAAAGCCUCUGUUACUUGCUCAAACUGCAGCUAUAAUGGAGAUUCUUCAUGGUCUCGUAGGCUUGGUAAGAUCUCCAAUUACAGCAACUUUGCCACAGAUCGGAUCAAGAUUAUUUGUAACUUGGGGAAUUUUGUGGAGUUUUCCUGAGACUCGAACGCAUGUGCUAGUUAGUUCUUUGGUUAUAAGCUGGUCGAUUACCGAGAUUAUCCGAUACUCUUUCUUUGGUACAAAAGAGGCACUUGGUUUUGCACCUUCAUGGUUGUUGUGGCUCAGGUAUAGCACCUUUCUGGUAUUGUAUCCAACUGGAAUUACCAGCGAAGUUGGUCUAAUAUAUAUCGGCCUGCAGUACAUAAAGGGAUCUGAGAAAUACUGCAUUAGGAUGCCAAACCAAUUUAACUUCUCAUUUGAUUACUUCUAUGCUGCAAUUAUUGCCCUCGGAAUCUAUGUCCCAGGUAGUCCACAUAUGUAUCAAUAUAUGCUUGGGCAGAGGAAGAAAGCUCUCGCCAAAUCCAAGAGAGAGUAAAGAAGCCGUAGAGGACUUUUAUAGCGAUCAAAUGGUUAACCAGAUCACUUGUCAAAAGGAAAAGAAUGUGGUUUGCCAGAUUAACAUUGUAUCCAGUUCAGCUUUUCUUCUUUCCUUAUUGUAUUUUCUUAAUUUAUCUUACUGGUUUGUACUUGUUCAUCUGUAACAAUCUCUUUGUAUCUGAAGGUUGAUAAUCUAUGCACUGGUUAUUGAGGGCUCAAUCUAUUACAUUUUGGGCAUGGUUUGCUUGGCAUCCUCUUGACGCUGUUUUAGAGAAUCUUACUCUUGUGGGAAGAAAAACUGUGAUUCUGUUUUUGUA
This is a messenger RNA of Papaver somniferum (opium poppy), 1272 nucleotides long. Its product is annotated as very-long-chain (3R)-3-hydroxyacyl-CoA dehydratase PASTICCINO 2-like. The transcript has 8 exons. Gene Ontology annotation, molecular function: 3-hydroxyacyl-CoA dehydratase activity. The coding region runs from base 288 to 953 and encodes 221 amino acids. The record is from RefSeq and is a predicted model, not a curated record. Gene Ontology annotation, biological process: fatty acid elongation; very long-chain fatty acid biosynthetic process; sphingolipid biosynthetic process. Gene Ontology annotation, cellular component: endoplasmic reticulum membrane. Lineage: Eukaryota; Viridiplantae; Streptophyta; Magnoliopsida; Ranunculales; Papaveraceae.